Molecule: messenger RNA, 981 nt
Organism: Acanthochromis polyacanthus (spiny chromis)
Lineage: Eukaryota; Metazoa; Chordata; Actinopteri; Pomacentridae
Exons: 5
Coding region: 199-981 (260 amino acids)
Source: RefSeq, a predicted model, not a curated record
UUUAAUGAGCUCUAUAGAAAGUGGUGUGUAUAGACGGACAGCUGAACUUUGACUCUGCGCUAGAAUAAAGAGGUUAAAGAAGAGGGGAGGAGUGUAGAGCUGAGUUUGUAGGAGGGACCAUCAUUAAGAGAAGUGAGCAGUUCCUGGUUUGUCAGAGAAGAAAGAAGAGAAGCAGCAUUAAAGCAUCAGAGCCUCAACAUGAAAGUCUUCCACACUUUUUUCUGUUUCCUCUUCAUCGCUCUGCAGGAUGGAAAGACUGGACUUUUAAAUUCAAAUCUAGGCCUGCGCACAGUAAUGGAAGGAGAAGACAUCACAGUUGAAUGCCCAUUCACUAUUUCCGGAAACACAAAGAAGUUCUGUCUGGAAAAAUGUGAAGAAGGAAACAUUCUCAUUGAAACAACAGAGGACACAGCUGAGAAAGACAGAUACAGAAUUCGAUAUGAACACAAAACUUUUCCAUCAGAUAAUAUUCUGCAUGUGAGCAUCAAACAGCUGAAGAAGUCUGACUCUGGUUGGUACAGAUGUGCUUUGGGAAGGUCUUUGCUUCCAGAUUCAUCUGAGGAUUUUCAGAUUGUUGUCAAAGCAGCUUCAACCACUUCACAACCAAAGUCCACUCUUCCAACUUUUCCACCGUCAACGUUUCUCCCAUCAUCCUCCACGGCAACAACACCAACAGAAGAGAGUUUGAGCUCCACUUCAGGAACAUCUAAACCUCCAUCAGCCUCUACUGAAGACAACGGGAAGCCGGACUCAUCUUCAGGUACGUCGUCAGAUUGUGACCAAAAGUUUUCAUCUACUUUUAAAGACCACAUAUAUAUCCAGUCCAGUCGAGUAUAUGAUGAGACCAGAGAGGACAGACAGAUCAGUUCUCCUCCUGUGGAAACAUCUUCAAUUUACUGCAACGCCAAAUACACCAAACCAAACAGAGCUGAAGACACAGACGACUACAGCUUUGUCAGCUUUCCUGCAAGCAAAAUCUGA